AUAGCAGCCGAUACUUUGCGCCACAUGCUUCUUGAAAUCGACUGAGUGACAUGCAAUAUACAAACCAACUUGCAAUUGAAUAUUCAUCAGAAUGACCUCUGAAGCAGUCCCAGUUGACCUGACGCUAAUCCACGUCGUGCCUCCUCCUGAGGAGUAUCUCAACAUGACAGAAGAUCCUAGUAAUAGUAGUAGUGCCUAUAGUAACGUCACGGACAGUGACAUGCUCACCACCAUGAAUGGUAGCCACUCAACAGCAGCGCCCAUUGAGAACAUCCAGCCAUGCCUGUAUGUUCUCUAUGCAGACAUUGGUUCGUCCAAUGUACGUAUAUGGGACCUAGCUCUACUCAUUCCCAACACACUAUUCCUGAUCUUCCUCAUAUUCAAAUGCAAGAUUGCCAUCACCAAGCUACGCCAGACCAGUAGUGCAAUCUUCUUUGCCUUCUAUGCUAUGGUGUUGACCGUAGCAAUCAUCAGCGUAGCCAGGGCAGUGGUCUCAAUGAUGGUCAAUGCAUCCACAAUCAGCGGAGAUAUUGCAGAUACGGUGCUGUGGAUUAUCGUCAAGUUUUUCCUGAUCUCCAUCGAGUUGAGUGUCAUCAUAUUUGGCCUGUGCUCCAGCAUUGUAGAGAGUAAAGCAAUCAUCAAGCGAAUCGUGCUAGGAACGUCGGCCAUAGCACUCGCUUACUCAGUCACACAGGGUGUUCUUGAAAUCAAGUUUCCAGACAAGCAUUACAUUGCACCCGACAAGUACGACAUCUACGCCCAUGGCGGUAUGCUGUUCUGGUGCAUAAGCUCGUCGCUAUUUUCUUUGGCGUAUUUCAUCAUCUUGAUUCUGCCUUACACAAAGAUCAAGGACAAAAUACAGCUUCCUGUCAAAAAGUCCUUUUACCUAUACGUGGCAUUCCUGGCCCUUCUGAACCUGGUGCAGGCCAUAGCUAGCGGCCUCGUUUUUGCAGACAAAACACCUGCAGUUUGUGUUGUGGACGUCACAUCUUUUGUAUAUUUCUCCGUGUUUGCGCCGUUAAUCUACCUUACGUUCCUGCACAAAUUCUUUCGGCAACAGAAACAGCCCCUGCUCUUGUCAUAUAACAACCCAGACGAGGCUGAAGAUGAGGUCCAUCGUCUGCCCAGCUCCUACAGUACCUCAGGCAAGGAAGAGCCUAUCAGCAUCAGUCCCACCGUCUACAACAGCACUGAGUUUGGCCACUCGCCUACCAUCACGUUUGGCCCGCUUGUCAUCGGUAACCCGAUGUCAAACAACACGUCUAUACAGGCAACUGUGGAACCAGUGAACAGUAUCAAUUAUGGGGACUAUUGAUAAAGUGAAUGCCGCGGAACGCACAGCCCAUCAGUUAUAAAAGUACGCUGAAACAUAGAAUUU
This is a messenger RNA of Patiria miniata (bat star), 1378 nucleotides long. It is a transcript of the gene tpra1, whose product is annotated as transmembrane protein adipocyte-associated 1-like. Lineage: Eukaryota; Metazoa; Echinodermata; Asteroidea; Valvatida; Asterinidae. Gene Ontology annotation, biological process: G protein-coupled receptor signaling pathway. Gene Ontology annotation, cellular component: plasma membrane. The record is from RefSeq and is a predicted model, not a curated record. The transcript has 10 exons. The coding region runs from base 92 to 1315 and encodes 407 amino acids. Gene Ontology annotation, molecular function: G protein-coupled receptor activity.